AUGGAGACUCAUCUCUUCGCUAUUUCUACGGCCGCCUGCAGGUUUAUCCAACUUCUGUCACACUGGAAUAAGAUCUUCUAUCGGCAUCAGCAGAUUUCCUACUUUAAAAGAUAUAUACUGAAGGAAGAACAACAAGACCCGAAGAGGAGGUCAAGGUCAUCGUGCGGCCACAGCAGGACGUCGACCCCUUGCAAGUCGUCCUCAUGCUGGUCAUCAAGGAUGAGAAGGAGAAGCAAGCUUAUAAUGUAUACUAUGAGGUUCUGGAUCGCCGUCCAGAUAUAUUUCUCGCCUUACUCAUCUUUCCGCCAACUAGAACGCUACGAGACGAUCGAGUUGAGAUUCCACUCAUGCCGGCGAGUACCCUAUUGCAGCCGGCCGCACCGUGGCCACACUAUGAGCCGCGAGCUGAAAGACGAACGGUUCAAAGCCUUCAACCACCCGAAAAGACAAGGAGGCGCAUUUCAUGCCCUGAAUGGAGUAGGUAGCAUUCUCAAGAUCCACUCUCCAUGCAUCAAAUGCCGCCUCAUGUACCGGUCUGGAUAUAUCGGUCAGAAACCGAAAAAUGGACCAGACACUAUGGCCCUAUGGCAACUGCGCCGAAGACCUAUGCCAUAA
This is a messenger RNA of Exophiala oligosperma, 615 nucleotides long. RefSeq lists its product as uncharacterized. The transcript has a single exon. NCBI's taxonomy places the organism in Eukaryota, Fungi, Ascomycota, Eurotiomycetes, Chaetothyriales, Herpotrichiellaceae. The record is from RefSeq and is a predicted model, not a curated record. Bases 1 to 615 code for a protein of 204 amino acids.